This is a messenger RNA of Ordospora colligata OC4, 1956 nucleotides long. RefSeq lists its product as uncharacterized. Bases 1 to 1956 code for a protein of 651 amino acids. The record is from RefSeq and is a predicted model, not a curated record. NCBI's taxonomy places the organism in Eukaryota, Fungi, Microsporidia, Ordosporidae. The transcript has a single exon.
AUGCAAGGAUUCUAUGAAAAGAUGAAGGAAGUAUGGAGAAGCAUUAAGACGACAUUGAAGAUUGCAGACACGAGUGAGAAGGAUGCAUAUGAAGACCUGUGUGAUAGACUGAGAAGUGACAGACCUAUUGAGAUGAGUGAACUUGCAUGGAUUGAGGAACUGUGCAAGAAGAUAGCAGAACCAGGAUGUGAGCAGAGGAUAGGAGAAGGGUUUGAAAAGCUGAAGAGGGGAAUUGAAUGGAAGAUUGCAAAGGAAGUAGGAGUAACCAGGAAACGAGGAUUAGAAGAAGUAAGAUCUGAGCAUGUAGGAGUGGAUGAAGAGAAGGCUAAGAAGCACAGGAGGAGUGGGUAUCAGAAGAAAGGGCAGCUUAGGAAAGAGAAUGACGUGAGCUGGGGAGUGCUGCCAAAGAAGUACAGGAAGGAAGGAAUGACGCCUGCAGAAACGAUUGAAAGAGCGAUAUCGUAUGAUGCGGAGGAGAAUCUGUUUCUGUGUUUGGGAGAAGUAUCUACAAGUGAGGAAGAAAUGUACUUUGGGGAAGAGAAUGUUAAGAAGUUGUGUCAGUCUGAUAUGCAUAGCAAGAGGAUUGGAUGUAAUUUUGGAGGAGAAUACAAUUGCAAGAGCUGUGUGGAGUAUGAGAUAAGGAAGGAAUAUGAAGCGAAAGAGAAUGAAAGAAAGGAACAUGAAGAAGAGGAGAGCAGGAUGCGGAGAAGAGCAGCAAAGGAGAAAUGGGAGGCUAAGAUUCCAAGGCGUUGUUUCUACUUUGAGAAGGAGUUUGGGAUUGAUAGGGGAGUUAUGAGAUAUGCUACGGAUGAUAAGUUUGAUAUUGAGGAUCUUGAAUCUGAAGAUCGUGAUAAGCUUGAAAGGAUUUUGAAUCAGGCAAAGCGAGGGAAGUUAUUUGAUGUGAGUGAUGGGGCAAGUCAUGCAAUGGAUAUGAAUGGAGUAGAUGAUGCGAUAAGCGGAUAUGAAGGAUUUGCAGAUGAUAGAAAAAUGGUUGAUAAUGAAUCUAGAGUAGUUAAAGAUAUGAAAAGCAAGAGUUGGAUUGAUAAUGGCUCUGGGGUAGUUAAUAAAGUGACUGAAAAAGAAUUGGAUUCAGUGAAUGGCAUGAAACAAGUAGUGAAUGAUGGAAACCAAGUUAAUAAGGUUGGAUCUGAUAUGAAAACAGCUAUGGAAGAAGCAGAUGUUGAGGAACCAAAACAGUUUGGGUUUUGGAAUGCAAUGAAUAGUGAUAUUGGGAAUGCAACACGAUCUUCCAUAUUUGGCAGUGAACCUGCAUUGAAGAAGAACGGAGUGGAUGAUGUAAAUGAUGAAGGACAUAAAGAAAUAGAUAUUAGUGAGAGAAGUAGGUUGAAUGAUGGAAUGGGACAGAUGCCGUUAUUGAUGAAUAGAAAUGUUUUUGAUAAUCCUUUUGCUGGAGAAACGAAGAUGUAUAGUCAAAAGGUGUUUGAAGCAGAAGGUAAUUUGAAAGGAAAUGGAGAAAUGGUUCAGGGAUCGAUAGAAGGAUUUAAUGUAACUGAUAUUAACUCUGGACAGAUAUCUUUGAAGAGGAAGCUUGGAGAUACUGAGAAAAGUCAGGAUCUGAAUAGAUUGAAACAGGAGGCACCACCGUUUGUGUUUGGAGGAAUGAUGACUGAUAGACAGAUACCGAUGUUUGGAUUUAAUAAUAACGAUAAAGAGAAAGCUGAAGUGCCUGUGACUUUUUCAGUGAAUGGAUUUGGAGGUCAUGCAGCACCUGAAUAUAUGGGAUUUGGAGGGCAAGCAGUGUUUGGAACUGGAAAGAGUCUGUUUGGAGGAUUAUUUUCGAAUGGAGAUGCAGAACAACAGCCAGCAAAGCCAAGUAUAGGAUACGCAGAUACACAAUCGACUGGAGAGGAACAUCCAACAAAGAAUAUGUUUGGAGUAGGUAUUUUGAAUGCUAUGGAAGAAGAUCCAUUUGAAAGGAACAUAUGGAAUAAAUGA